This is a messenger RNA of Papilio machaon (common yellow swallowtail), 1490 nucleotides long. Its product is annotated as zinc finger CCCH domain-containing protein 15 homolog. Gene Ontology annotation, molecular function: mRNA binding; metal ion binding. The coding region runs from base 210 to 1418 and encodes 402 amino acids. Gene Ontology annotation, biological process: cytoplasmic translation. Gene Ontology annotation, cellular component: cytosol. Lineage: Eukaryota; Metazoa; Arthropoda; Insecta; Lepidoptera; Papilionidae. The transcript is spliced from 8 exons. The record is from RefSeq and is a predicted model, not a curated record.
CCAUUUCAAUUCACACGUCGUUUUCCUAUAGCAAUAAGAUAUUUUAAUUCUUUAGUUUUAUUGUGUUCUAACUUGAAUGCGAUGUAAAGCAGGGCUUGCAUCUUGAUUAACAUCAAGUGAUUACAAUACUUAAAAGAUAUUUUAGUUGUGAAAAUUGCUUUAAAUAUAGUUAUUAUUAAGUGUUAAAAGUACAGAGAACUAGCCUAACCAUGCCGCCGAAGAAAGCAGCUGCAGCCGGCAGCAAAAAAACGGAGCAAAAGAAAAAGGAAAAAGUUAUUGAGGACAAGACAUUUGGUCUGAAGAAUAAGAAAGGUGCAAAGCAGCAGAAGUUCAUACAGCAGGUUGAGAAGCAAGUGAAGAGUGGCGGUAUACAUCCCGCCAAGCCUAUGGAUGAUAAGAAAAAAGAGAAAGAACUAAAAAUGAAAGAACAGAAAGAGUUAGCCAUGUUAUUUAAACCUGUACAAACACAGAAAGUUGAGAAAGGAACUGAUCCUAAGUCAGUAGUUUGUGCGUUCUUUAAGCAAGGUCAAUGUUUUAAGGGUGAUAAAUGUAAAUUCUCACAUGACUUGAGCAUUGAAAGAAAGGCAGAAAAACGAUCUCUCUAUGUUGACAUGCGUGAUGAUGAUGAUAACAUGGACAACUGGGAUGAAGACAAGCUCAAAGAAGUUGUUGAAAAGAAGCACGGAGAAGGUGACAAACAGCGGCCUACUACUGAUAUUAUUUGCAAACAUUUCCUUGAAGCGGUUGAAAAAUCUAAAUACGGUUGGUUUUGGGAAUGUCCGUCCGGUACAAAGUGUAUAUACAGACAUGCUCUGCCGCCCGGUUUCGUUCUUAAACGUGAUAAAAAGAAGUUGGAAGAGAAGAAGAACGAAAUCUCUCUUGUUGACCUGAUAGAACGAGAGAGGGCAGCUUUAGGUCCUAAACAAACUAAAAUAACUCUGGAAACCUUCCUUGCGUGGAAGAAAAAGAAAAUUAAGGAUAAGCAGGAAGCAAUGGACAAAGCGGAAGAGCAGCGGCGCACUGACUUCAAGGCAGGCAGAGCGGUGGGCUUGUCGGGCAGAGAGAUGUUCUCCUUCGAUCCAGCGCUGGCUGCGGACGCUGAUGAGGAUGGUGAUGAAGCCGUGGAUUUGGGUACAUAUGGUGAGGAAGAAGGCGAUACAACUGAGUACCGUGAAGUGCAGUUUGAUCUCAUCGGUAUGGAGGCUUCCGAGGCGGAUGACACUGGUACAAAAGCUACUGAAGAUAGAUUGCAGCAGCUCAGCCAAGGUCUGCAGAAUGGUGAAGAAGAGAAGUCCAAAGACGACCCCAGUGGUGAGAACUCUCCGGAAGAAACCGGAACAGCGGUGCCAAUCAAUGAAAAUCUAUUCCUCGAUGAGGAUUUGGAUGAAGAGCUUCAAAAUUUGGAUCUAGAGGAUUAGAUCAGACUUUUAUAAGCAAUUGUGUAUAUAUAAAGUAUUGGAAAGAAUUAAAAAAAUAAAUUUAUCAAAGUU